CGGGCCUGGUUAAGCGGGUCAGAUUCUUUUAAUGAAAUCUCAUUGGGCUGCGCCUUUGUUUCGUAAAAUCACGAAAAUAUGCCGAUUUUAUUAUAUUUACAGUGAAAAGGCCGAAAAUCUUUUUCAUUAUCCGCAAUGAUCGAUUAACACUGGAGAAACUUUGCAACGGUGAUUGAAAGAUGAGCGUGGCAGUGAAAGGGUUUUUUUGCAAUCCAAAUGCAAGUAAAUUUGAAACCCAUCAUCAUCUUCUUCGUCAAGUUUUAGCCAGGCAGUCAUUUCCUAUUUCUUCUUUUCCUUCAUAUCCGAUUCUAAACAACGACGACGGCAAAAACAAAACACCCAUUCUUCGAACCCGAGCUGCUGCAGAAGCUGAGGAUAGCAAUUCGACUGUUAGCGUUUCAAGCACAAGCGACGUUAAAGGGUCGGGAACGACAGCGAGAGGGAGGAGACUUCUCAAGAUACGUGAAGAGAAGAGGAAACGAGAGUUCGACAGGCUUCACAAUUAUCCAUCAUGGGCCAAGGUACUCGAAAACGCUUGCAAAGACGAUGAGGAACUACGAGCGGUUCUUGGUGAUAGCAUUGGUGACCCUGAGCAAAUGAGGAAACGAAUUGAAGAGCGUGUUAGGAAAAAGGGUAGAGAUUUUAACAAGAAAAAGACGGGCUCUUUGCUUGCUUUUAAAGUCACCUUCCGAGAUUUUAAUCCACUUGAUUCCUAUAUAUGGUUCGAGUUAUAUGGAUCACCUUCCGACCGAGAAGUCAAUCUCAUUGGCAGUGUUAUUCAGUCAUGGUAUGUCAUGGGACGCUUGGGUGCUUUUAAUUCCUCUAAUUUGCAGGUGGGAAAUGCUUCAAUGGAGUAUGAUCCCCUCUAUGAUGCAGAUAAGGGUUUUAAUGUGAUGCCAUCAUCGUUCCAUGAUAUCAGUGACGUGGAGUUUCAAGACAACUGGGGCCGUGUUUGGGUAGACCUUGGUACCUCGGAUUUCUUAUCCAUUGAUGUUCUCCUCAACUGCAUGACAGUGUUAAGUGCAGAUUAUCUAGGCAUUCAACAGAUAGUUUUCGGUGGUCGCCAGAUGGGUGAUUGGGAAGAGGGUAUGACAAACCCCGACUAUGGCUACAAGUACUUCAAAAUCUGAACCAAACAUCGAUCCAGAUUUGUCAAAAAUCUAGAAGGUUAGAUACGUCUUCGGUUGCGACUCAUGUAAACACUGAUAGACUCUAGGAUGUAGAUGUGAAAUCAUGAAUUCUGCAUUUUGUUCCCUCCAUUAUCAACCUUUUAAAGUGAUGAUUCCUAUAUGAAACUGGUACUGCUGCUAUCAAUGGAUGCUUGUAGUUCAAUAGAAA
Gossypium arboreum is the source of this 1338-nucleotide messenger RNA. RefSeq lists its product as uncharacterized. Lineage: Eukaryota; Viridiplantae; Streptophyta; Magnoliopsida; Malvales; Malvaceae. The record is from RefSeq and is a predicted model, not a curated record. Bases 180 to 1130 code for a protein of 316 amino acids. The transcript is spliced from 8 exons.